This is a messenger RNA of Acipenser ruthenus (sterlet), 5068 nucleotides long. Its product is annotated as dapper homolog 3-like. Gene Ontology annotation, biological process: negative regulation of canonical Wnt signaling pathway. Bases 288 to 2399 code for a protein of 703 amino acids. Gene Ontology annotation, cellular component: cytoplasm. The transcript is spliced from 4 exons. The record is from RefSeq and is a predicted model, not a curated record. NCBI's taxonomy places the organism in Eukaryota, Metazoa, Chordata, Actinopteri, Acipenseriformes, Acipenseridae.
UCUGACAGCUGCAGCGUGUAAAGCGGCUUAGAUUUGACAGACCACAGAGGGGCUUGUUUAGAAAGUGCAGUGUGUGCGAUAUGCGAAUGCAACAGGAAUGCGAAACAGCCUGGCUUAUACGGAUGCUCUGAAAAGGAGACACAUGGAACUCAUCGAGCGUUGAUUUAAAAGAAAAAAAACACACAGGACAGGAGGAUAUAAAACAAGAGAGAAAAGAAAACACAAAAGUGGAGAAUCGUUCUGGAAGGACACUUAUAAACAGGGCUGCUGAAAAUUAAGAAAACAAAAUGCUGCGGGCGUUCUCCUUUCCUAUGAGCCUGGAACGCAUCAGGAAUAAGGAGAGGUUGGAAGCGAGUCUGGCCGGGCUGUGUGAGCUGGACUUUCUGAAGCAGAGGCAGGAAUACCUGGUUCACAGCGCGCUCCGAAUCGGGCUCCAGGGCAAUAAGGCAGCCGCCCCCCGAGCUCUGCAAGCCGAACCCGCCAGGAGGAGCCAGGACGAUUUCACUUCCAGACAGCAACUGAAUGGGCUGGUGUCCGCGUUGGAGCAGCAGGUGGGGGAGCUCCAUGUGCAUGAUGGCCCCCUCCUCACGGACCCCUCCUCUGAGCUGGGAGACAGCCGGCCAAGCUCAGGUUUUUACGAGUUGAGUGAGAGUCUGUCCCCCAUUGGCCAAUCAGAUUCUUCCGUUUUCGGGGACUUCCUGCCUGGCUACGCGAGGAUGGGGGGGCUGGCCGAAGCCCGCAUGAAUUAUGCUAAUGAGCGCCCCAAGUCUGUAGGUGACCUCUUCCUGAUGGAUCAGGAGUCUCUGGGCCUUCUCUCCGACAGCAGCCCCCUCUCCCUGGUCCCUCGCUCCUUCUCCUCCCCCUACCCACACUCCCCCGAAGGCACAGCCGAGGGGCGCUACCCCUGGGACUCUCCCUACUCCUUCCCCGGGCCUAGCCAGAUGCGUUCCUGCCACUCUGAGCAGCCCUACCAAGACUCCGGCGAGCAGCCCAGCGCGGGAGACUUCCAGCAAGCACACCGCGUAGAGAGCUACAUCCUGGGGCUGCUUCAGAGGAGAGCCCUGCCUCCCAGACCCUCCAUACCUCGCACCAGCCUCUCCUCUGAGCCUCCCAAGGGCCUGGCCAGGCAGAGCAGCCUCUGUCGCAGGCAGGCGGAGUCCGGAGAGAGCAGGUACACCCAGGGAGGGAGCGUAAAUCCCUCCCAAGGCUUCGAGGGCAAGACCAGGCCACUGUGGGCAGGCCAGGGGAUGGAACAGGUGGAGAGCUACCAGGAAGAGGCCCUGUCUCAGCUGUACCAGAGGCAGCCCCUCAGACCAACCUCCCUGGAGUACCGCCACCAGGAGCAGGCAUCCCUCGAACCAAACCUGGGAGAUGCAGGGAGUGAGCCGGAAUACCAGGAGGAGCUGGAAGAGCAGGAGUACCCCCAGUCCCCAGCCUCAGCCUUCCAGUACUGCGAGGCGUACCAGGAAUACCGAGGGCAGAGGUCGCCCCUGGCCGACGAGGAGAUGGUGAGCGCUCAGUACAUCCCAGCCCAGCAGUCCAGCAGGAGUUCGGGGGCACACAGCUACCAGAGACACCUCAGCAAGCAAGCCUCCUUUGGGGGCCGGAGCCGCGGAGAGUCGCCCCGCUCCCCGGAGAGGUUCCCUUUCCAGCACCCCAGCAGGGCUAAAACGACACCCAAGAAGUGUCGCUUCACAGAGGACGGAGGCCCCAGAUCCGGGGCCAAGAAAUCAGGCAAGAAGGCCUGCAGGUCCCAGUCUGAAAACAGCCUAAUGGGGCAGCGAGGUGCCCCGGAGCGGAGGUACAACACAGUGGAGAGGGAAGAGGUGUACGGACGGGGGUCCCAGCAGCAGCACCAGAGGCCCAAGCGAGCGAGCGGGAGUGGAGGCAGCAGUGGCAGCAGCGAUGGGGGUUACCGGAAGUGGAGGUCCACUCUAGAGAUCAGCCAGGAUGAGGAUGAAUCUCAGUCUCAGAGACGCUCCCGGAAACAACGCCUUCCUCCACUCCCCCUGCCACCUCCCCCUUCCAGACCCCUGUACCAGGCUGAUUUCGGGGAGCCCCUCUCCCCACCGCGGGCCCCAGUCUGCCUUCCGGAGGAGGAUCUGCAAGGCUAUGCUGUGCCCAGCCUGGGAGACAGCGAGACCAGCCUGAGUGAGGAGGUAGACUCCCCGGGGUCCAGCUCACUCUCCAGCGAUUCGGAUGAGAGCGGGGGGCUGGUGUGGCCCCAGCAGCUGCCUCCCAAGCUGGGGGGGCCCCCCUCGUCCUCCCCCUCCUCCUCCGCCUGCACCCCGGCAGGCGCCCAGCCCAAAGUCUUUGUGAAGAUCAAGGCUUCGCACGCUCUGAAGAAGAAGAUACUGCGAUUCCGGACAGGGUCCCUCAAAGUCAUGACCACUGUGUGAGGACUGCUACAGGGGACCACAAUCUAUCAUCUAGAGCCAAAUCCAUGGACCACUGGCUUUCACAAAGUUCAUUAUUGCUGUGCUUAUUCCUAAAGAAAACUGAACAUUUUUAGAAUCUCCGGUGCCAAUUCCAGUUAAGCUUACCCGAUUAUGAUUGCCAUCAUUUCAUAGGUCUGAGAUUUACGUGUAUGAAAAACACAUUCAUUUUGAUAAAGGUGAAUUCGAUGGAGAAGAAUAUUUAUACUGUACUUUAAUGAUGUGCUUCCGGUCAACUUACAUUUGAGAAGUUUUCAGGUUAUUUUUUUUCUGAUUGAAGCAUAUAUAUUUAAAAACAUGCGCACAGGAAGAUUGAUCUUGUGUAAAGGUUCCAAAGAAAAGAGCGCAAGAGACAUUUGCCAGCUUUAUUGUUUAGAAAUGCUAUGAAAAAAUACCAUUGUGUGCAUCUUUCAUGUAGGAAGACUUGAGAUCUAUGAAGUGAUGGCAAUGCAUAUUAGGCAAACUUUACUUUUUAUAUGGUUGGCUCACUAAAACCAGAAAUUAGAUAAAACUGAGAUAUUGCUUCAGUAUUGCUGAAAAUUAUAUCGUGUCUCUAUUUUCUAGCAACAAUUUGCCUCGUAUUCCCCACUGACAGAAUUAAAUGGGAUCAAAACCUAAAGAGCCUUUCUGCGGAUCUCAACAAGUCGUAUGCGACUCAAGAACCACCCAUUGACCAGCCCUGGUUUGUAUCCCCUUCAGUCACAACUUUUUCAGGACAUUUUUUUUAAACAGUUUAUGUGAACUCUAUGGGGUUUGACAAUGUGCCAGGUCAAAACUUUAAAAACAAACCAUAUAUGUAUUAUAAAAGAGAUGCACAAACAGUCAAACUAAGCGACUGAAGGGGAUUUAAAUUAUACACCGUACAGUAUUCUAUUCCUAAACCGCUUCUAGGCCAUUGCUGAAGAAGCCAGUCUAGAGAAAUCUGCGAUUCUAUUUUUCUUACUCUGUGUUGAAGCUUUGUUAACAAGGGACCUUGCUGUACUGUCACAUGGUUUGUUAAAACCCAGUUCUAGUGGUACAGCAAUGUGAUUCCAAUCAGUGUACUGUCUAAUGGGAGCAAGGCAUGGAUCUUCACACAGAGUCUCACUAUAUAUCUGUGCAGGGUCAGUAUAUUAGUUCUUGGGCUGCAGUGCACUGUAGGUAUUGUUUGGAGUGUAUUUCUCUCCUCCCUUUUCCUGCAAUCCUGUCGGAACUUCGAUGAGACUGAGGUCCUAUUGUAAGUGACUCUGCAGCAGCAGUUGUGAUGCAUAGUUCACCCCCUAGUCUCUGUAAGUCGCUUUGGAUAAAAGCAUCUGCUAAAUGACUAAUUAAUAACAAUAACUACACCCAGGUAGGAUUCUAUUAUUAAAACAAUGGCUUUUUGAAGACAGCAAUAUAUAAUACCACUCCUGCAAAGAUUCAUUCAAAUAUUGUGCUGCGUUUUAAAAAGGACGGCACCAAAAAUCAUUCACAUAGUUAGAGGUUAAGUUGUGGGGAAGUUUCCAGUGAAGCUAAUUGGAUUAUUUGGUGACACUUCGUCAGGAUAAGCCACAGAUGAAUUUUUAGAGCAUUUUACAGCAUCAGAGAUUCUUAUAUUUAGUGGUAAUCCUGGGAUAACCACAUAGUGAAGGAUACAGAGGCAUUAGGCUAGUUGAACUAAUUAGAGACAAUCUCUAUGUCUGUCUAGCAUUUCCGACUCCAGAUUCAGAGGUGUAUUUGUAGGGUAAUAUGGAGGAUUUUGCAGUGGUCAAUCUCUUACACACAGGGCUGUAAAUAAACCAUCACGAUAAGGCUGUGCAAAGACCACAAAGCUCUGAUGAAAUAAGGAACCAGUCUUGAAAACAGUUCAUCGAUAUCACUGCUCUAAAAAACUUGGGGAGGUUUUCUGGGGUCUGCGUAGAGCGGAAUGUGUGAUUGUGAAAAGGUUCUGUAAGUCAAGAAGGAGGAUCACUUCAUGUAGAAGGAAGUGUACAGCUUGAAGGAAUUGUGUAUAAUAUAUAAAACUAUAGACAAGGGAACUUUGGGAAACUGUUUGAAUAGCUUUUGGUGUUCUAUAUUGAAACAUCAAAGCUCUAUCAAAUGUCUACCAGCGACAGUAUUAUUAUAUAACUGCUGUAUACUUUUCCGAAAUAUCACACAAUAUGGUUGAAUAUUUAUACUACAGUUUAUUGUAUAUUCAGUGUUAUUCUCGACAGUAUUUUGAUCAAGGUAGCUUCUAAUGUAUUUAUUAUCUUUGAACAAUGACGUAAUUUCCUUGUAUUUGUAUGGUGAUGCUGCAGCUUUGUAUAUACAUGUAAAUAACUUGUAUUUAUGAGUGCAUCCUGUAAAGAAACAAGUCAACUUUUCCACUGUCUCUGCUUUUUAAUUUGGUGGGGUAUGACGGUGAAUGGGGUGCAUUUGAAAAUGCUGGACAGUGGCAGAUCUUAAUAGCACCAUCCAUGAUUUUCUGUGAGUCUCAUUUAACUGUUGAAAGUGAACGAUACCAGGCAUCCCCCUUCACAGCUGCAAAUUCAAAUCGGAGUGAUCUGUACGAUGGAAACCUUUACCAUGACAGAAUAGUAUAGAAUAAGAAUUAGCAAUGAAAUGUUUAAUCACAAUGUGGUCAUCACUUCUCUAUAUGUAUGCAAGAACCAUCAAAAACCUUGUGCUGUACU